AUGGAUCUACGAUAUACUCGUCUACAAAUAUGCACGGAAAUUCCUACUAAGAAAACACAAACAACUAAAUGGAGAGUAUGUUUACAUCCUCAGGGUAUAGAAUAUGACCGUGAAGAUUACAUGGGUUUGCGUCUUCAAUUGGUCAAUUGUGGCGGUGAGUUUAAAAAAACUAUAGUGAAAUUCAAAGCUACCAUUAUCGAUAACGAACACCACCGAGAUAGGAUAUUUAAAGAAGAAGUGAAAGAACUCAAUGCUGACAUGAACGAAAUUUGUUGGGAAGAAUUUUGCGACGGAGACAAAGAUCUUAUUCGGUUUGAGUUACUGGAAGAUGGCGCAUUAACUAUUUACAUUCGAAUAUCAUAUUGCAUCGAAUGCACUUUUUAUGGGCCUGACGUUGUCAAAUGUGAUCUUUUGGAUGACUUCGGUUCAUUACUUGAAGAUUCCAAACACGCGGACGUCGAGUUAACACUACAAUCAAAUGGGAAAAAAUACUUCGUUCAUAGAGCUAUUUUAGCAGCUCGUAGUGGUCAUUUUGCACGCUUGUUUGAAGACGUCGAUAAGAAACAUGAACAAAUCACUGUAAUGGUCACAAACACGGAUGAAGAAAUAAUUGAUGAAAUUCUACGAUACAUUUAUAAGGGAGAAUGCGAAAUUUCAAACCAAACAGCAGAUAGGUUAUUGUCGGCUGCUAAUCAAUACGAAUUGGAAGGUUUGAAGACACUUUGCUCGCAGUUUAUGUGCGAUGAGUUUUCGUGUGGCAGUGCAGCAAAAGUGAUCGUUUAG
Molecule: messenger RNA, 783 nt
Organism: Planococcus citri (citrus mealybug)
Lineage: Eukaryota; Metazoa; Arthropoda; Insecta; Hemiptera; Pseudococcidae
Product: protein roadkill-like
Exons: 1
Coding region: 1-783 (260 amino acids)
Biological process (GO): proteasome-mediated ubiquitin-dependent protein catabolic process; regulation of proteolysis
Cellular component (GO): nucleus; cytoplasm
Molecular function (GO): ubiquitin protein ligase binding
Source: RefSeq, a predicted model, not a curated record